AUGGAAUCGGAGCCGGUGCUGCGUCGCUCUAAGCGGGAACAUCAGCCAAGCGCUAAAGCAGCUUCAUUAACAUCACAAAUUCUACCAACCACAUCUUCUCGUACAUCUCGCCGCUCACAACGACGUCGUAUAACUGGCUCAGCGUCACCAGCCUCCACUUCCGUGUCAGCUCGUUUCUCAUCGCCCAUACAGGACGCAGCGACGUCAGUUGCAUCUGCUGACGUUAUACCUGCCCAUGUGGAUGGUGUAAACUCAGCCGGACAGCGACGUAGAGUUCGGGCAGCUGCACAUACGGGUUCGAAGACGAGCGUAACCCAGCGAUUUGACUCGUUUGAUUCGAAUGGGAUACACGACGGCGGCAAGGUACUUGGGCGGUACACAAGUCACGACUGUGUAUUACUUUGCGAAAUUAUUUUACGUCAAAUAAAGGAGCAGACACUGGCAUCGACCGUGCUGGAAGAGACUAAGUCUCCAGCCUUUAUCAAGUGGGAAUCUGUUGCUAAGAAGAUGGAGACAACGCACAAGCUAAGAAUGGAGCCUCAAGAGUGUCAGUUGCUCUGGAAAUUCUUAGCUUACGACGAGAUUGUUAUGGUACAUAAUGAUAAUUUAUUACCAGAUUCUGAUGAAGAAGAUUUCUGUAAGACUCCAGCUGCAAUUAAUGCACAAGUGGCAAGUCAAAAUGAAAAAGUUAUCAAGAAAGAGCUAUCAAUUGUUGCGACACAAAGUGGGACUGAUGCUUGGACAGAACAGAAUGCUUCAAAAAAUAGUCCUGAUAAGGACAAUACUAAUCUGUCUGAAAAAGAGCAGGAGACAAGCACGCUAGUGGCCCAACAUGAUAGUAAAUCAACAUUGCAGUUGUACCCGACGUACUUGCUUCCAAGUGGAGUACCAGAUGCGUGGUAUCGUCCUUUUGGACCAAAAGAUGCAAUGCCGCUUACAUUUGUGGCAUCGAGAUUCUUAAAACGAAAACCAAGUCCAACAAUUCAAUCGCUGACGGGAAAAACUAGCGUUUCAUCGGUAUCAGGACAGACAUUCGGGCAACCGUUUGCUAGUGAGCUGAAGAGGAAGCAAGAAAUUUCAUCUGUUAGUGCACCAGCGGCUAAAUCGCCAAAGCUGUCGAUACCUCCGCCUGCGUUCGUGUCCACCGCAACUCCUUCGUCCAUCUGA
Molecule: messenger RNA, 1167 nt
Organism: Plasmopara halstedii
Lineage: Eukaryota; Oomycota; Peronosporomycetes; Peronosporales; Peronosporaceae
Exons: 2
Coding region: 1-1167 (388 amino acids)
Source: RefSeq, a predicted model, not a curated record